Odobenus rosmarus divergens (Pacific walrus) is the source of this 3290-nucleotide messenger RNA. It is a transcript of the gene WWC1, whose product is annotated as WW and C2 domain containing 1. The coding region runs from base 45 to 3290 and encodes 1081 amino acids. The record is from RefSeq and is a predicted model, not a curated record. Gene Ontology annotation, cellular component: cytoplasm. Lineage: Eukaryota; Metazoa; Chordata; Mammalia; Carnivora; Odobenidae. Gene Ontology annotation, biological process: regulation of hippo signaling; negative regulation of organ growth; cell migration. The transcript is spliced from 22 exons. Gene Ontology annotation, molecular function: kinase binding; molecular adaptor activity.
GCGGCCGGGAGCUGCAUGGGGGAGCGCGGGCCGCGCUCGGGAAGAUGCCCCGGCCAGAGCUGCCCCUGCCGGAGGGCUGGGAGGAGGCGCGCGACUUCGACGGCAAGGUCUAUUACAUAGAUCACACGAGCCGCACCACCAGCUGGAUCGACCCGCGGGACAGGUACACCAAACCGCUCACCUUUGCUGACUGCAUUAGUGAUGAGUUGCCACUAGGAUGGGAAGAGGCGUAUGACCCACAGGUUGGAGAUUACUUCAUAGACCACAACACCAAAACCACUCAGAUCGAGGACCCCCGGGUACAAUGGCGGCGGGAGCAGGAGCACAUGCUGAAGGAUUACCUGGUGGUGGCCCAGGAGGCCUUGAGCGCGCAGAAGGAGAUCUACCAGGUGAAGCGGCAGCGCCUGGAGCUUGCGCAGCAGGAGUAUCAGCAGCUGCAUGCCGUCUGGGAGCACAAGCUGGGCUCCCAGGUCAGCUUGGUGUCGGGUUCAUCAUCCAGCUCCAAGUAUGACCCUGAGAUCCUGAAAGCUGAAAUUGCCACCGCGAAAUCCCGGGUCAACAAGCUCAAGAGAGAGAUGGUUCACCUCCAGCAAGAGCUGCAGUUCAAAGAGCGUGGCUUUCAGACCCUGAAGAAAAUCGAUAAGAAAAUGUCUGAUGCUCAGGGCAGCUACAAACUGGAUGAAGCUCAGGCUGUCUUGAGAGAAACGAAAGCCAUCAAAAAGGCCAUCACUUGUGGAGAAAAAGAAAAGCAAGAUCUCAUUAAGAGCCUCGCCAUGCUGAAGGAUGGCUUCCGCACGGAAAGAGGGUCCCACUCUGACCUGUGGUCCAGCGGCAGCUCUCUGGAGAGUUCAGGUUUCCCACUGCCGAAACAGUACCUGGACGUGAGCUCCCAGACGGACAUCUCGGGAAGUUUUGGCACGAGCAGCAACAAUCAGUUGGCAGAGAAGGUCAGAUUGCGCCUUCAAUAUGAAGAGGCUAAGAGAAGGAUCGCCAACCUGAAGAUCCAGCUGGCCAAGCUUGACAGCGAGGCCUGGCCUGGAGUGCUGGACUCGGAAAGGGACCGGCUGAUCCUCAUCAACGAGAAGGAGGAGCUGCUGAAGGAGAUGCGCUUCAUCAGCCCCCGAAAGUGGACCCAGGGGGAGGUGGAACAGCUGGAGAUGGCCCGGAAGCGGCUGGAGAAGGAUCUGCAGGCAGCUCGGGACACGCAAAGCAAGGCCCUGACGGAGAGGUUAAAAUUGAACAGUAAGAGGAACCAACUGGUGAGAGAACUGGAGGAAGCCACCCGACAAGUAGCGGCUCUGCACUCCCAGCUGAAAAGCCUCUCAAGCAGCAUGCAGUCCCUGUCCUCCAGCAGCAGCCCUGGAUCCCUCACGUCCAGCCGGGGCUCCCUGGCCACCUCCAGCCUGGACUCCUCCACCUCAGCCAGCUUCACUGACCUCUACUAUGACCCCUUCGAGCAGCUGGACGCGGAGCUGCAGAGCAAGGUGGAGUUUUUGCUCCUGGAGGGGGCCAUGGGCUUCCGGCCCUCAGGCUGCAUCACCACCAUCCAUGAGGAUGAGGUGGCCAAGACCCAGAAGGUAGAGGGGGGCAGCCGCCUGCAGGCCCUGCGCUCCCUGUGUGGCACCCCGAAGUCCAUGACCUCCCUGUCCCCCCGCUCUUCCCUCUCCUCUCCAUCCCCGCCCUGCUCCCCCCUCAUUGCUGACCCCCUCCUGGCUGGAGAUGCUUUCCUGAGCCCUCUGGAGUUUGAAGACCCGGAGCUGAGUGCCACUCUCUGUGAACUGAGCCUCGGCGGCAGCACCCAGGACAAAUACCAGCUGGACGAACCAGGAACGGAAAGCAGACAGUUGGGCCAAGCUAUGAAUACAGCCCAGGGGUGCAGCCUGAAAGUGGCCUGUGUCUCAGCUGCUGUGUCGGAUGAAUCCGUGGCCGGGGACAGUGGUGUGUAUGAGGCUUCCGUGCAGAGACUGGGUGCUUCAGAAGCCGCUGCUUUUGACAGUGACGAAUCGGAAGCAGUGGGUACAACCCGGGUUCAGAUUGCCCUGAAGUACGAUGAGAAGAAUAAGCAGUUUGCAAUAUUAAUCAUCCAGCUCAGUAACCUUUCUGCUCUGUUGCUGCAACAAGACCAGAAAGUGAACAUUCGUGUAGCUAUCCUUCCCUGCUCCGAAAGCACCACCUGCCUGUUCCGGACCCGACCCCUGGACGCCUCAGACACCCUCAUGUUCAAUGAAAUGUUCUGGGUGUCCAUGUCCUAUCCAGCCCUUCACCAGAAGACCUUAAGAGUCGAUGUCUGUACCACCGACAGGAGCCAUCUGGAGGAGUGCCUGGGAGGCGCCCAGAUCAGCCUGGCUGAGGUCUGUCGGUCUGGGGAGAGGUCGACUCGCUGGUACAACCUACUGAGCUACAAAUACUUGAAGAAACAGAGCAGGGAGCCCAAACCCGUGGGAGCCAAGGUCCCCACCCCAGGGCCUGAAAGCACGGAUGCCGUGUCUGCUCUGUUGGAACAGACAGCAGUGGAGCUGGAGAAGAGGCAGGAGGGAAGGAGCAAUGCACAGACCCUGCAAGACAGCUGGAGGUACGAGGAGACCAGCGAGAACGAAGUGCCGGCAGCGGCGGCGGAGGAGGUUUUCACUGAGAAAGUCUCACCUGCUAGGGGCGAGUGCCCAGCGUUAAAGGUGGACAAAGAGACCAACACAGAGACCCCAGCCCCAUCUCCCACAGUGGUGCGGCCCAAGGACCGCCGGGUGGGCGCACCAUCCCCAGGGCCCUUUCUUCGAGGGAGCACUAUCAUCCGCUCUAAGACCUUCUCCCCAGGACCCCAAAGCCAGUAUGUGUGCCGGCUGAACCGAAGUGACAGCGACAGCUCGACGCUGUCCAAGAAGCCACCUUUUGUUCGAAACUCCCUGGAGCGGCGCAGUGUCCGGAUGAAGCGGCCUUCAUCGGUCAAAUCCCUGCGCGCCGAGCGCCUGAUCCGCACAUCGCUGGACCUUGAGCUGGACCUGCAGGCGACCAGGACCUGGCACAGCCAGCUGACUCAGGAGAUCUCGGUGCUGAAGGAGCUCAAGGAGCAGCUUGAGCAAGCCAAGAGCCAUGGGGAGAAGGAGUUGCCCCAGUGGUUGCGUGAGGAUGAACGCUUCCGCCUACUGCUGAGGAUGCUGGAGAAGCGGAUGGACCGAGCGGAGCACAAGGGUGAGCUCCAGACAGACAAGAUGAUGCGGGCAGCCGCCAAGGAUGUACAUAAGCUUCGAGGCCAGAGCUGUAAGGAGCCCCCAGAAGUGCAGUCUUUCAGGUAA